Molecule: messenger RNA, 1755 nt
Organism: Glarea lozoyensis ATCC 20868
Lineage: Eukaryota; Fungi; Ascomycota; Leotiomycetes; Helotiales; Helotiaceae
Product: alpha/beta-Hydrolase
Exons: 2
Coding region: 1-1755 (584 amino acids)
Source: RefSeq, a predicted model, not a curated record
AUGAUAGAGACUCUCCUACUGUGCUUCAUCCAUGGCUUCAAGGGGGAUGAAGAGACAUUCUUUGAAUUCCCUCAAGACCUGAAAAACACUAUCCAAGCCUCGUCGCCGGAACUGAAAGUUCACACUGCAGUCUACCCAAAAUACGAAACUCGAGGAGAUCUCGCGUCAUGCGCGGAAACCUUUCGAGAAUGGCUGCAAGAUCAGGUUACGGAUCUCGAAACCAGCGCGAGUACAAAAAGCGCGAUACUUAAUCCAAGUGUCGGUGUUGUUCUAGUUGCGCAUAGCAUGGGCGGAUUUGUUGCUACAGAUGCGCUGUUCUCAAUCCUGAAUAACAGGCCCAAGAUCGAUGGCAAAGAGUGCAUGUUUCCACUUGUUGCCGGACUGUUGACCUUCGAUACCCCAUUCAACGGCCUUGCGCGAAGUCUAUUUGCAUAUGGAGCAUUCAGUCAAUAUCAGAAUGUAUCGACGUUGUACAGCUUGUGGAAUUCGCUUUCCGGUGGUCUUGGACUUCAAGCUGCCUCUGCCGCGGCAUCAUCAUUCGCAAGCUCGAAAGCAUCUACGGUUCCGGGAAACCAAGAGGCGCGAUCAGUUGUGAGAACGGUAGGAGGAGUACCAGCUUCCAGUUGGCGGCGCUGGGGACUACUUGCUGCGCGGACAGGAACAGUUGGAGCAGUGGUUGCUGGUGGAGUGACUGCAUAUAUUCACCGUGAAGCCAUUGGGGAAUCGCUUUCGAAGAUUGAUGUCAAGAACAUCGACUACGACCCGCGACACUACUUGAAGAGAGAGAAUCUCCCUAGCAUGCCGACAAUGCCUUCAAUGCCACGAACCAUGCCAAGUCUUCCUAAAGGAGUUUCAAUGCCAGGAAAAGAAGCGCUCUCAAACCAUCUUCCAGAUAUAGCAUCUCUAAGUGGUGUGAGUCGUGAAAAUAUUGGAGAGGGAUUCGCUUGGAUGGCCGGCCACUUGAAGUUUGUCGGUACAUUGAUGAAGCAACAGCAAAUGUCGGCCAGGCUUGAGCGUCUCUCUGCGGUACAUGGUAUGGGCAAAUGUAAUGUUUUCACAUGUCUUGGAGAAAACGGAGUCUGGUCUGGGGGUUAUUUCAUCCCACGACGACGAUUCUGCGCUGUACCGAUUGAACUUGACCCUGUGCUGGCCAAAAAGGGAGAUGACGUGAAAGAGAAAGAAUCUAAAGGCUGGUGGAUAGAGAACGUGAACGGGAAAGCGGAGAAUGAAAUUGUCAGUCACUGCAGUAUGUUCGAGCGGGAACGCAACGAUGGAUAUGAUGCUCUUCUGGAGGUUUCAAGAGAGAAGAUUGUCGGUUGGGUUCUAACGGCCGGGGUCAAAGAGGUAGUUGACGGCUAUGUUCCCGAUGAAGUGAGAGCAGCGAAGAGCAGAGAUGAAGGAGAUUGGGUAGAUGAUGAUGGCAAAGUGAAAGAAGUCGGCACGGCGUCGGAUGAGACUGCGAAUGGCAAUAAACGUAAGGCGAGUAUCAUGCUAGGAGAGGAAAAAGCUGAAGAGAAGAAAGAAGAUCCCCAGAACAUCGAGGAUGACGAAGAUGAGCUUCAACUCAAAGCUAUCAGAUCUUGUGAAGGUCUUCCACAACCGGAGGAUGGAGGUGUUAGUGACGAAGCUUUGACUGCUGCGAUGGGCAUACCAUUACCCGGGGAGGAAGAUGAGCUUUUGCGUGCAGCGACGGAAGUCCCUCUCCCACCAGAUCUCGAAAAUGAGAAAAGUGGUGAGCAUGGCCUGUCAACUUAG